AUGGGCCCUCCACCCGCAUCCAACCUGCCUGUCGGCCAGCGUCUUGCUCAGCUCGCCCAAACUCUUCAAUUCGCCUGGUUCGGAGGUCACGUCUUCCUCCUCCUCGCUACCCUCCGCUACAGCUUGUCCUACAUCACAUUCAACUCGGCCUCGCGCUGGGCCACCUUCUCUUACCGCCUUGCUUUCCUCUCUGCCACCGUCACCUAUGGCAUCGUCGUCUACAAGGCGUUCCGCGCCCGCGCGAGAGCUGGAAAGCAGAGCGGUGUCUUCGCUCUGGCGACCGACGAGAACGUUCAAUACCUCAUCAUGGCUCUAGUAUGGCUCUUCUCCCGCAAGAUCCCUCUAGCCGUCCUCCCCUUUGCCGUCUACUCGGUUUUCCACGUUGCAACCUACGUGCGCUCCAACCUCCUCCCCACCCUUCAGGCCCCGCCAGCAGGAGCCGCACCCGGCACCAAGCCCCCGCCCUCGGCAACCGCCGACACCAUUGGCAAGUUCGUGAAGGAGUACUAUGACGGAAGCAUGACCCUCGUUGCCAUCCUUGAGAUUGCUCUCUGGUUCCGCGUCUUUGGAUCCGCCCUCCUCUUCCAGAAGGGCUCCUGGAUCCUCCUCGUCAUCUACACCGUCUUCUUCCGCGCCCGCUUCGCGCAAAGCGGCUUCGUCCAGGGCGCCAUCACCCAGCUUACUGCCCGCGUCGACGCUCAGCUCGCCAACCAGAGCACUCCUCCCGCCGCACGACAGGGCUGGGCGACAUUUAAGAACGUCGUCAGGCAGGCUGCGGACAUCACCGACAUCCGCAAGUAUGUCGGUGGACAGCAGGGUCCCGUUCCCAAGAAGGCCCAGUAG
Messenger RNA from Aaosphaeria arxii CBS 175.79, 843 nucleotides. RefSeq lists its product as uncharacterized. Gene Ontology annotation, cellular component: membrane; endoplasmic reticulum. Bases 1 to 843 code for a protein of 280 amino acids. Lineage: Eukaryota; Fungi; Ascomycota; Dothideomycetes; Pleosporales. The transcript has 2 exons. Gene Ontology annotation, biological process: endoplasmic reticulum tubular network organization; membrane organization. The record is from RefSeq and is a predicted model, not a curated record.